AUUAUAACCCACGAGCAUUUCGACGAUUCGUUGUUUUGGAACGGAGAGUCACAGGCUUUGAGACAGUUUUAAAACGUACAAUCUGCUUUUUCUCGGCACCAAAGGAUAAAGAAACGCGUAAGAAAUGGCAAAUUGCCAUUGGUAUAAAAAAUUACACUGUCAACGAUGAGACAUUUGUCUGCAGUAAACAUUUUAAUAAAGAUGAUAUCAUUACCCAUUGGGUUAGUGGAGUGCCACCCCAUGUUGUUACUGUGAAAUAUAAAAAAUGCAGAUUAAAGCCAGGAGCUGUGCCUGGGAGGAAAUAUAAUUUUGAGGAAAAUGUACAAGCCGGCCGUAUCAGUUUUACACCAAAAUAUGACACACGAAAAACGAGAGAAAGUAAAACAGAUUUUCUCAUACCGAGAACGGAAGAAAAUUCGGAAAUUGACGGGCCGCUGUUUGCACACGAUGCUAAUGUUCACAGUUAUCAGAAGAGAAAUACAUUGAACGAAAUAAAAUUAGAAAAUGGCAAGAGUCUGAACAAUGGAUCGGAAGAAUCGCAGUUGAAGCAGGAAGAUGUGAAUUUUGUAAAGACAGAGGAACAAAACGAAAUGAGCAAUGAGAAUCUGUAUUCCAGAAGAGUUUCAGAAUGUUCUUCUAGAGAUUAUUCGGAUAACGAGGAUAGGGACCAUAGAUCUAUGACGAAAGAAAAUACUCCCGCAAAAGAAACAUCAACUGAACGUAGUUUUGAAUCAGUAGAAACGACACGUACAAAGAAUCAGACAAAAGACAAUUAUGAUCGAUCGAACGAAGAAGAUGAUUCUACGUACAACGAAGAUGAUGCCAAUGAAAUGUUGUUCGAAGAUUUACUUGAAGUAUGUGCAGAAAUUUCAUUACCGCGUGGUUGGUCCUGUUUAAUAGCUUCGAAAGGUCUCUCGACGACGAUAGUGUAUUUGUACAUGGGAUUGACGACCAUUGGUACACCCUUUACGGAGAAACAAGUGUUUAUAAAGAGGGACAUGAUACUACAUUGCACUGCUGUAAAUAGAGAAAUCAAUCCAGUAAUUCAUAAUCUAAUAAAGCAAGGGAAACAUUUGAAAGUACAAAAUUUAACGGACAUAGAAGAGUUGAUAAGUGAGUUCCAUCAAAGAGUCAUCUGUUCAGGUGUAAGCAACAUUGAGGGAACCCGAGACAUCAAUCGUAUUAAAAUCGCUUACAAAGAUGGUAUAAAAUGGAGACACGUUUUAUGCCCGUUGAUACUCAACAACGACUCGACGAGAUGUACAAAAUGCAUUUGCCUCUCUCGUAAACUGAUUCGUUCUGCCAACACUCCUACGAAACAAUGGCAGAAAAAGAAACGCGUGAGGAAACAAGAUCAGGAAUGUGAUUUGAUAAAAGUAUACAAGCGUAAUUGUAAAUGUAAAUAAAAUUUGGGACAGUAGCUGUAA
Messenger RNA from Ceratina calcarata, 1427 nucleotides. RefSeq lists its product as uncharacterized. The transcript has 4 exons. The record is from RefSeq and is a predicted model, not a curated record. Bases 591 to 1406 code for a protein of 271 amino acids. Lineage: Eukaryota; Metazoa; Arthropoda; Insecta; Hymenoptera; Apidae.